UAGCAACGGCAACAACACAAGUUUGUGUCAGAUUUUUCUGCAAGUUUUUGAGUAUUUUCGAUAGAAGUAUUUUUAGAGUUUAUAAAAAAAUAAAAAUGUCGGAACCGUCUGAACCGACCGAUACGGCAAGAUCCGGAGUCAACUGUGAUUGUACGAAGGAUACAUCCUCUGAAGAAACUCUGACUCCCCAUUGCGAUUGCCCUCGCGAGGAACAUGGCCUGGUCGUGCAUACAGAAACCUGCCUUUUGUUCAAGCAUGAAACCUUUGUGUUUCCACGUGAUCCAGCAAUUUGUGAGUGUCAGGACCCGCCGUUCGAGAGUGGUAUCUGUGAGUGCUGUCAUUGCCCAUUGGACCGGUGCCGAUGCAACGCGCCUAGCAAAGAAUUCAUUAACGAGCUGCGCCGUAACCGUGACAUGACAGCCAUGCCGGCGGUGUUGGAAUCAACGCACCCACUGAUGCAAAAGUUCCAGGAGUCCCUGCGGCGGUUCCUGGAGAAGGAGAACGAACUCGCAGAAAAGGAGAUCAUGGGUCUCCGAGACAGUCUGCAAUUGGCGAAGUUGGACUAUGAAAAAGAACUGGAAGGCAUUUACCGCAGCGAUCACGACACCAACACCCAGAGGGUGCUAAUAGAAGAAUAUGAGCACACGCUAACUGAAAGGGCGUCGGAACGUCAUAAGGCGGAGGAAAGGAUGCGCCUUGCCAACGAGAGGAACAAGCAGGCCUUGGACAAAUUAAAUCAGGAUAUGCUUCUUGAACGCGACUCAACACAAGAGAUGGAGGCGUUGCAGGCGCUGGUUCGACAGUUGGAGAAAUGGCGCGAGGAGACGGAAUCUGAACUCACUAUCAGUCAGCGAAUGACCGACAAGAUGAAGCAGGAGAAACAAGCUAUCGCUGACGAGAAGCGGAAUUUGGAUAUGUUGAUCUAUUCAUUAAACAAUGAAGUGUGGAAGUUGGAGUCUAAGCUGGAGUUGUUCAAAAAGCAGAUGGAAAUUAAAAGUUUGGAAAUGGCCAAAGUGAAUGACAAGGUAACCGCAUACUCCACGGAGCUGGAAGACUUGGAGCUAGACAAGAAGCGAUUAGUGAGCUUGUGGAAUUCGGUUUUAGUCAAUAUCAAGCAGCGAGACAACGUGUUUGGGACCAUUCGCGACGACUAUAGGGAUUUGCAAGAGAAUUAUCGCACCCUAAUGUACAAUUUUGACAUCACCAAAAAAGCGGCAGCAGAAGAGAUGGAGAAGAGCAAAGAGAUAGAAAUGGAAAGGGACAAGAUCAACUACCAACUCAGCGCCGUCACUAAGAUCUUUGAUCUAGAAGACGUAAAACGAGAAUCGCUUGAACAGAAGAUCGACGAACUUAAAGAGUCGAUUUACUUGAACAAUAGAGAUCAAGAGAUGAUUAAAAUGGAGAAUCAAACAAUGCGCAAUAUUUUGACAACAACGGAAAAGGAAUACGAACGUCGUGUGGAACAAAAACUGAAACUGGAGAACGAAAUAUUGGAGAAUUUGCAGGAAUGCCUGCUCAACGAUAAAGCAGUGGAAUCAAUGGCACAAGGGAUAAAAAACAUGAGAGACAUGUCGAGGAAAUUGGAAAUCGCUUUAAUGAAAAUGGAAAAUCAACACGCAAAGUUAUUAUUGGAUAUUGAAGUUCAACGCAAUAGGCAGAUCACUAAUGCUCAGGAAAUGGAUAAGUAUGUAGAGAAGGUGCGCAACAGAGAGAAGGAGCUGGAUGCCAUGCAGGAGAAAUACGACCACGAGUCACUUGUUACGACGAAAAAACAGAGGGAAUUAGACACAAUGCUGAAGAAAUAUGCGGCACUGAAAGAAAUAUUUGAUGGUAAAUCUCCUCAAGAGGUUCGCAUCAACGCGAUGGAGCAGCAAAUCCGCGUCUUGCGGGAGCGCACCGAGACACUUCAGCAUGAGUGGCUCCGGCUGCAGGGUCAUGUCGUGAAACUCACCGCGCAGUACCACAAGUGUGUCGCUGACAUCAGUCUCAUAAAUAAACAAAUCCAGAUUUGUGAUCAGAAGACGAUGGGCACGAAUGCCCAGCUAGAAGGCAUAAAACAAGAGCGUGCCAAAGUGGAAAGGGCACUGAGAGACCUUCGGGCACGUCUACAAUUGUUGGAGAAAAAUCGCAAAGAGGCCAACGAUCGGAAUCUGAAUGCACACCGAUAUAAUCUUGCUAUCACGCACGAGUAUACUGCUAACUUAAAGGAUGCAGAAUGUCAAUUGCUUGAAAUGGAGGAAGAUAUCGAAAGACUAGAUAAGGAUAAAAUGAACCUCACACAAGAAUUAGAUCGUGUGCAAAAAGAGGCUUUGCUUUGGCAGAGAAAGGGUAUUCUAGCUGUGGAGCUCAAGAGAAACAUAAAGAACGCUCAAUCAGCAAGCGGUGAAAUCGGACAAAUGAAGAAUGAGAUACAUAGAAUGGAGGUGCGUCGUGAACAACUUCGCCGUACUAGUGAGAAAUUGUCCGAAGACCUAGCUCAAUACGUGAUUCGAAGAGACAAUGCCGUUGAGAAGAACAGAGCCACGGCUUCCGUGGAGGCCGCUCGAGGCGCUUCGAUGAAGACCUCGCAGUCCCAGUACCAUCACAAGUUACGCCUAGCCAGAGCUGAUGUUGCGAGAGUUACCAAAGACCUGCAAGAGGCAAAGGCGCAAAUGGAGCAGUUGCAUAAGGACUACGAGCGUCUGGAGCGUGAGGCGACAGAUGCUAGUGCGCUCAAUAACCAGCUGGAGGAACAUGUCGCGUCGCUUAUGCAGGAAUGCCGCGAUGCAGAGAUACAGAAGCAAUGGUUGCUGGAGCGAGUAGUACGCAGUCAGCGCCUCGGUAGCGAACUGGGCAUCGCGGUCAAACGCCAAUCGAUAAAAAUAAAGAAACCUUCAGCCGCUGUAUUGGAAGAAUACAGCGAAGCAAAAACGCUCAACGACAAAAUUAAGUACAUAGUGGAUGCUUUGAACACGGACUAUCCCCAUUUGCAUGACAAAUUUGAAACAAUAUUAAAUACAUUGGAUAUCAUGUCCCCGGAUGCGUCACCCAGGUUGCUUGAACAGGCACCCUGUGACCCUGGCGCAAAAGACCCUGGAUGCAAGAUACACACAAGUGAACCUGCUCAAAAACCAUACUGUGCCUGUCCAGGAAUAAAUGAACAUAUUGAUAUGUAACUAUUUGAAAGUAGGAAUUCCUAUUUUAAUUAUUUUUAUCAAAAUGUCGUAUCAAAAUUAGUUUACUUCGAAAGGUAAACGAUAAAUAAAUAACAUUAUUUUAUUUAAAAACCUUAAAUAAAACAUGGUCAACAAACACCAAAAACUAUUAUCCACUGUUAU
This is a messenger RNA of Hyposmocoma kahamanoa, 3317 nucleotides long. It is a transcript of the gene l(2)41Ab, whose product is annotated as coiled-coil domain-containing protein 40. The record is from RefSeq and is a predicted model, not a curated record. NCBI's taxonomy places the organism in Eukaryota, Metazoa, Arthropoda, Insecta, Lepidoptera, Cosmopterigidae. Bases 96 to 3155 code for a protein of 1019 amino acids. Gene Ontology annotation, cellular component: cytoplasm. Gene Ontology annotation, biological process: axoneme assembly. The transcript is spliced from 19 exons.